GGAUAGGGACGUCCCAAGGAUAUCGGAUUGCAGUGAUGAUGCCUUCCGGUUUUCACGAACACAGCCACAAAGUCAAAAUUGGCUAUCGUACAAAUUUGUAAAAACAAAAAUGUGCUUUUUGGUCAUACUUUAAGGUUAGAGUUAGGCAUAAGGUUAGCAGUUUGGUUAGUGUUAAGGUUAGAGUUAGGUUUCAAAUCGGAUUUUAAGAUGAACAUUUUACCAAUAGGCGGGGUUUAUGACUGUGUCUGUGGUAACUCAUUCUUCCGUACCUAGAUAGUUUGCUUGAUUUGCAGCAGGCUUCGCUUUCAGUCUUGCUGAUCAUGUGAAUACUUACUAGUUAUGUUCAUAUAGGGAUGUAAUCUUGCUAAUUCUAUCAUAGUUCUAAAAUGUAGAUAUCACACCUUUCGUAUGCUUCGCGAAAUAUCCAAAAAUGUAUUAUGGGCGCUUGCCUAAGCUACCCACAAACAUUUUCACACUAUUCUGCCUCCACAUUUUUGGCGCCUUGGCGAUUCGCCCAACGAAAAGCAGCUGUACUAGUCUUCUCGUACAGAAAGACUAAAAACCAUUAUUGUCAUCUGCAUGGCCAGUGAGUCUGCUCUCACUCUGCCCUCUGGCACUUUGUAGGCAUAUGAGAAAUUGCCUGGAGUUUCUGGUCAACUGUUAAGUGGCACCACCUGACAGAGCGGGGAUGAGCCCUCAGGAUGUGCUAGCAACCCAGACCUGGCUCCAGUCCUCUUGGCAGAUCCAGGUGCCUUUCGCCUGGCUAGAGGCAUGUGUGGAGUGGCUGCAGCAGGAAGGAGGAGGUGCCCCCCUGCCUCAACACCAGCUUAAUCAGCAGGUCUUGGAUCAGUGGCUGCUGACCGACCUACGUGACCUGGCCCACUCUGUGCUCCCUGCAGGGCUAUAUCAGGCCCAGAAGUCGGAGCUCAGUGGCAGCUUCUGCGUGCAGCUGGACUCCCUACUGGACAUUAGCCAGCCUGCCUAUGGCCAGCUUCAGGGCUGGAGGGGCACUGACUGCACCAACGAGGCUGUGUCAGCCAUCACCCAGGCCACCCAGCGGACCUGGGAGGCCAAACCCACACGCAUGCUGCUGCUGCAGCUCACUGAUGGUGUGCAGACCCUGGAGGCCAUGGAGUACCAGCCCAUCCCUGCACUCAGCACCACCCUCAAGCCAGGAGUCAAACUGCAGCUGCAGGGCCAAAUAACCUGCCGGCUAGGGGUGCUACUGCUGAAGCCAGGCAACGUAAAGGUGCUGGGAGGGGAGGUGGAGGAGCUGGGUGAGAGGCACUCUCAAGGGAAGGUGCUAUGCAGGGCUCUGGGACUGCCUGAGGAGGAGCCACAGGGUCCGGCUGAGCAGCCAGAGGUCCCACAACCAGUUAACCAGCAGGCUGACAACCAGGAAUCAGACGACCUAGAGCUGCUGGCCAACCUGGAGACCCAGGAGAGGCAGGUGGGGUGGAGUGUGGAACCCAGCCUGGAGAGUGGCUACAGGACCCGCAGUGAGGAAUCCUCUGCCUCUUACAGAAAUGCCUCGUUGCAGAGUCGGCACAUUGAAAGCCUUGCAGAUUCUCUACUCGUAACCUCUUCACCCCAUGAGGUCAUUGAACUGGACAAUUUAGACAUCCCAGAUGAGGACUUUGAUGACCUUCCCCUGGAUGAGCUUGAUGGUAUGAUUUUUCAGGAGAGCCCAAUCCAACUGACAAACGGGAGGGAUAAUCAAAGAGACAACCUGAGGAGAAGGCAGGAAGAAGUAUCUAACAACUACGCUCCACCAUUAGAUGACAUGAGAAACGAAAGCCAUUUUGACUCCCUUGAUGAGAGGGAUGAUCCUGUUUUGGACGAGGACAUGAACUGCUUCUUCCCACCAGAGCCAAAAGCUCCUAGACAUGAGCAAAGACGAGAUAGUACCUGUGUCAGAGAACUGGGAACAGGCCAGCCCUCUGUGGCAGGAGCAGAGAGGCUCUCAACCAAAAUCCCAGAGAGUGCGGCGACUGUGGCGCUCUAUUCAUCCCCGUUUACGUACCUGUGUUUGCUGCAACAGGUUGCUGCGGGCGCCUCAGACCUGCUGGAGUGCAUGAGUGAGGUGUGCGUGAAAGCCUUCAUCGUCACCCUGCAAGGGAACCUCAAAUGCAGUAAGGGGGAGUGGCUGGUCAGCGCCUCCAUCUCUGAUGGAACUGGUUACAUGGACGUUCACCUCUCAGACCAGCUUCUGACGGGCCUGCUGGGGUUCUCAGCGGCUGAGAAGUCGAAGUUAGACCCAGCCCGGAAGGACGCAGGGAUGAAGGCGUGUCAGCAGGGCCUGGUGGACAUGUGUUGCGUGAUGACUCUGAGGUUGGACCCUGCCGGUGGGAAGGCUGUGGUCCUCAAGGCUGAUGCAGUCACAGAGGAGGACUUCCGAGCCCUGGAGGAGAGGGUGAAAGGCAGGAGGACUCUGGGACAUGGACCAGUGGAGGCUGCUGAGGGGAGGACGGCUCAUAAUAAUGGCUGGAAUGGAGUGAAUGAAAUGGCAUCGAAUGUAUGGAAGCCAUGUGUUUGAUGUAUUUGCCACUUAUUCCACUCGAGCGAUGACCAUGAGACUGUCCUCCCCAAUUAAGGUGCCACCAACCUUCUGUGAUGUGGGCUAUGGAGGACUGCUUUGGGGAAUUCUGGGUUGUGAUGACUGCCUUGGAUGUAAGUGGAUUUCCAGCUCUCUGGCCCUGGUCCACUGUCAUGCUUUACGGUGUCUCUGUUGUAAAACUUAAUUCAUGCAGCCAUUAGGCUACUAUGUUCAAGUGCAACAAUGUUAAUAAAUAUAAAUUAUUCUUUUC
Molecule: messenger RNA, 2807 nt
Organism: Oncorhynchus nerka (sockeye salmon)
Lineage: Eukaryota; Metazoa; Chordata; Actinopteri; Salmoniformes; Salmonidae
Gene: rmi1
Product: RMI1, RecQ mediated genome instability 1, homolog (S. cerevisiae)
Exons: 3
Coding region: 689-2536 (615 amino acids)
Biological process (GO): resolution of meiotic recombination intermediates; double-strand break repair via homologous recombination
Cellular component (GO): nuclear body; RecQ family helicase-topoisomerase III complex
Molecular function (GO): nucleotide binding
Source: RefSeq, a predicted model, not a curated record